Molecule: messenger RNA, 1503 nt
Organism: Centropristis striata (black sea bass)
Lineage: Eukaryota; Metazoa; Chordata; Actinopteri; Perciformes; Serranidae
Product: keratin, type I cytoskeletal 18-like
Exons: 7
Coding region: 196-1503 (435 amino acids)
Biological process (GO): intermediate filament cytoskeleton organization
Cellular component (GO): keratin filament
Molecular function (GO): structural molecule activity
Source: RefSeq, a predicted model, not a curated record
CAAAGUCUAAGCAAUAAGGCCAAAGGUAAAAAUGUGAUAUAGAUAGUAGAGGAGUGGUAGGAAGGAAUAUUGCCUUUCAGAGGGAUAUAUAAGAGCCAAGGUGUCGCCUCUGUCCUCCACUCUCAGCUGCCGAACCCUGUGCCAGAACACACUGCUUCUUCCUCUGAUUGAUCAGUAACACCUUUUAGGAGCACCAUGGAGCCCCUGAUGAGACGCCAGACUUCUCAAAUUCUUGGUGUCCAUUCGUCAUCCAUUCCCAGACCUCUGCAGGUAGACAGGGCCCACUAUGCCCACAGUGUCAGCGGAGGGGCAGGUGGCUAUGGGACCAGGAUCUCCACGGCUUUUGGCACACGGGUCGGCAACAGCUUCGGGGGUGGCUAUGACUACAAAUCCACGUCUUCUGGCUCCACUUCUGGAAGCCUGGCCAUCACCAACGAGAAGGUAACAAUGCAGCACUUGAACGACCGUCUGGCUAACUACCUGGAGACGGUGAGGAGUCUGGAGAAGGCCAACAGCGUCCUGGAGAUCAAGAUCAGAGAGACCAUUGAGAAGAGAGGACCCUUGGAGGGGAGAGACUACAGCAAGUACAAUGCCAUUAUCAUGGAGCUGAGGGCCAAGAUACAUGACAUGAUCAAGGGCAAUGCACAUCUUGCUAUCAGUCUUGACAACGCACGCCUGGCUUCAGAAGACUUCAGAGUCAAGAUGGAGUAUGAGAUGGCCAUGCGUCAGACGGUGGAGGCUGAUGUGGCCAGACUGAGGAAGCUUUUGGAUGACACUAAUGUUAUUCGCUUGCACCUGGAGAGCGACAUCGAGUCUCUGAAGGAAGAGCUGAUCAACCUGAGGAAGCACCAUGAGACGGAUGUUGCUGAGCUGCGUGCCCAGAUCACUCAGGUUGGCGUCCAUGUGGAUGUUGACGCUCCUAAAGGACAAGACUUGGCCAGGAUCAUGGAGGAGAUGAGGGCUAAAUAUGAGAAGAUAGCACUGAAGAACCAGGAGGAGCUCAAAGCAUGGCAUGAAUCUCAGAUCACAGAGGUGCAGGUCCAAGUGACUGAGAGCACAACAGCUCUGAAGGAAGCCACGACUCUGGUGUCUGAAACUAGGAGGAGGUAUCAGGCUAUGGACAUUGACCUUCAGUCUGCACUUAGUAUGAAAGCAGCCCUUGAGGCCACUCUGCGUGACAUCGAGGCGCGUUACAACAUGGAGGUAGAGAAGUACAACGUGAUCAUCCUGAGGCUGCAGGAGGAGCUCACUCAGAUCCGCACCGACAUCGGACAAAACACGAGAGAGUACGAGCACCUGCUCAACAUCAAGGUGAAACUGGAGGCCGAGAUCGCCGAGUACAGGAGGCUGCUGGACGGAGAGGGAGACUUUAAACUGGAGGAUGCAGUUGAUUCAAAGAUGGUCCAGACCAAAGUGGUGACAGUCACUCAGACUCUGGUGGACGGCAAAGUGGUGUCAGAGAGCAAAGACAUCAAAUCCAGUGAAAAGCUUGCUGCUAAUUAA